UGCCAACACUGGCGGAUAACUAUGUUAAAAUGGAAUCUACAAAAAUGCUGCGCCGCUCGGACAAAUUGAAUAUUAUUGAUCACAGCACGUUCCAAAACAUACAAAAGGAUGUGGCACAAACAGCCCCAAGGCUGCCACGCAGCGCCAAGUACAAAAAUAAGCACAAGAAGCAGGAGCAGCAGUGCACGCUCUUCGAUUUUGUUGUCAAGUCGCGGCAGACACAAAAGCAGCAAAAGGCCAAGAAGCUAAAACGUCCACAUCUGACCAUCACGAAACCCUUGUAUGCGGCAAAGCGCAAAGGAAAAACUCGCCUUAAUCCCAAGAAGAAGGUUACCGGAUUGAAGAAGCUGAUAUGCAGCUAUCGCAGGCUGAAGAAGCUAAAGAUGUCCACGGUUCAGAGGCCCAACUGCGAGGAGGGGCUGACGUCAAAGCUGGACUGUCUGUCGCUGGCUGCAGCGGCGACUGCCACACAAGAGGAGCAGAAAGAGGAGCAGCUAGCAGAGAAAAUACACCCCAUACAUUCCCGACGCUUUAGAAGCUACUGCGACAACUGCACCCGGCCACAGCUCAAGCAGUUGACCAUUCAAUUGUUGAAGGAUUUGAAUCGCUUCCAGCAACGUGCCUAUGCCAAGAACGAGAUCAAGGCACGUGCACAUCCGCGCUUUGUGUUGGGCAUACGCGAAGCUUCAGCCCGGCUUCGCAUACAAAAGGUGAAGCUGCUGAUCCUCGCCACCGAUUGCGAGAUUUGCCCAGGCGAACGAGGCCUGGAUGAAACAAUUGAUGGCUUGAAGGACCUCUGCCAGCAGCAAACGGUGCCCUACUGCUUCCCGCUGGUGCGCCGCGAGCUGUCCUAUGCCCUGCAGAAGCGUGCACAAAUCUCUUGCGUGGCCAUUCUAGACUACGAUGGGGCCAAUGCCACAUUCAACGAUCUCCUCAUUGAGCUGGAAGAUGCCCGAGCAGAGUACAAACGUCUGACUGCCGUGUGAUGAUUUAUUAGGUGCGGAAAGCGAACAAAAGUGCGGGAGGAAGGUGCAAAAAAGACCAAACACAAAUCAGCUGCGAGUUCAA
Drosophila subobscura is the source of this 1068-nucleotide messenger RNA. It is a transcript of the gene Sbp2, whose product is annotated as selenocysteine insertion sequence-binding protein 2. Gene Ontology annotation, cellular component: ribonucleoprotein complex. The transcript has 3 exons. Gene Ontology annotation, molecular function: mRNA 3'-UTR binding; ribonucleoprotein complex binding; selenocysteine insertion sequence binding. Bases 30 to 986 code for a protein of 318 amino acids. Gene Ontology annotation, biological process: selenocysteine incorporation. NCBI's taxonomy places the organism in Eukaryota, Metazoa, Arthropoda, Insecta, Diptera, Drosophilidae. The record is from RefSeq and is a predicted model, not a curated record.